Betta splendens (Siamese fighting fish) is the source of this 2147-nucleotide messenger RNA. It is a transcript of the gene drc1, whose product is annotated as dynein regulatory complex subunit 1 homolog (Chlamydomonas). The record is from RefSeq and is a predicted model, not a curated record. Gene Ontology annotation, cellular component: axoneme; axonemal dynein complex. Gene Ontology annotation, biological process: cilium-dependent cell motility; axonemal dynein complex assembly; regulation of cilium movement. NCBI's taxonomy places the organism in Eukaryota, Metazoa, Chordata, Actinopteri, Anabantiformes, Osphronemidae.
AUGACCACGAACCAAACUUUCAUCCCAUCAGGUCACUCCUCAGAGAUAAAGAACCUGCAGCAGGAUUUAACAGCGUUGGUCACCAACAUUCAAACUGCAGCCGAUGCCAAAGAGCUGAUGAGAAGAACAGAGCUGGAGGAGGCUCGCAGAAUCAGGCUGGAGCGCUUGGAAAAUGAUGUCCGGUCCAGUCAGGAGCAGUGUGAGGAGCUCAUCAGAGGGUGGUCCAUCGCUCAGGAGGAGGUGAUCCCUCAGGAGCUGCAGGAGGCGCUCAACAGCCAGCAGCAGCAGUGUUCCGCUCUCAUCGCGAAUAAGAAGAAGCUCAUCAGCGACCUGCAACAGGAGCUGAAAGCUGCGGACGAUCGUUACGUGAAGGAUUUGAGGAGGCACACGGAGGAGCUGGACCUGAUGAUGGAGAGGAUGGAGCAACAGAACAAGGCUUUGAUCCAAGCCUACAGGGAGGAGAUGACUGAGAUUCAGAGAACUUAUCAGCAGGAGGUCGAAGUCUUUCUUAAAGCGGACAAAGCUGAAUGGGAAGAGCGCACAAGUAAACUUUGGGAGAAAGAGAUGGAGAGGCUGAUGCAGAGGAAGGAGAAAGUGGAGGAGUAUGAAAACACGAUUCACAGUCUGAUGUUGGAGGCUGUCAACAUGACCGCAGCCCACCACGUCCAGCGCAACGAGAUAUUUCAGGCUCUGGAGAGGGAGCAGCAGGAGAUGAAGGGCGCCAACGUGCUUGUGAGCUUGAGAGCAAUAAAGCCGUCGUACGACGUGAUGGAGCACCAGAGCAACUGGAAGCAGAGGUUGAGGAGCAGUGUCAGCCUGAGGACCAAGCUGACGAACCUCAAUAAGAAGUAUGUUAAUCAGAAGGAAGAGUUUGCAAAGAGGACCUGGUACUUGUCGGAGGGCCACAGCCGCAACAUUCAGCAAUAUGAACGCAUGCAAAAGAUCACAAAAUCCUCUGCAUCCGCCGACGCCAGGAAGUGUAAGGAGAUGUGGUCAAUGAUGGACGCGGAGGUGCAGCAGCUGGCGGACAGGGCCCUGCUCCUCGACUCGCUGAUCUGCAGGCAGCACCUGGGCUUGUCCUGGGAGCGGCCGCGUGACCUCCGCGGGGGGCUACGGGGGGAACGGGGCUCGACGGAGACUCAGGUUGCGAGCGCCGGCGCCAUGGACCGCGAGGACGGGGCCGGAGCGCGGAGCGAGGUGUCGGCGGAGACGCUGAAGGAAGUGCUGGAGCUGCUGUGUGAUGAGGCAGGCUUCCUGAUGGAAGACAAACUCCUGAAGCUGCUCGCUCCACUAAACAAAGAAGAACAGAGUGUAGUGAAGCUGGGCUCCCUCAUUUCUUCUUUGGGCGUUGAGGAGGAGGAUUUGCCCAGGUUGGCUGUUUUCUUAUUAAAGUACAAACAGCAGGCUGAGGAUGCUCAUCCGGCCGCCCCCAGUGACCCGACAGAGGCAGUGGAGUCUAUGACUAAUCUGUCGUCUGACCUCAUCGACCCCAAUCACAUCAUACCUGCUCUGAAAUGUUUCUUUGAGGAGCACAUGCUGUCCCGGGAGACCUUAUCCCACCAACAAAGCAGCCUGCUGGAUUUUGAGGCCUGGGAUGGUUCAGAGCAUAAAAGCUACUGGGAGAAUAUGGGCAACAUUAUCCCCCAGGACAGAGUCCAGCUGUGGGAGGCGGCUGAACACGUACUGAAGCAGCACCUGUGAGCAUCAACUGCAUGAAGACUCACCCAUGCGCUUCUGCUUGAGGUCUAAUGUGAACGUUCUGCUUCGUUCUGCAAUUUCAGCUCCAUCACGUCCUCACAGAGAUUUCCGAGCUCAUCCCUGAGACUGAGGGCCUGAAGCAGCAGAACACCGAGCUGCGGAUGCUGCUGCAGCAGUCUCUCAAUUCAAAAGUCAAUACAGGACUGGAAAUUUCCAAGUGACCAGUGUUCCCAGCACAACUCUCUCUGUUCCCUGCAGGACAUUUCUGUACUGCAAUUCAAGACCAUGUUUUUAAAAAUAUGUCCAAUAUACUAUGUGGUCCAAAACAUGCCUUUUUAUAGCUUGUCAUAAAAAUAUGUCCUACUCUACUAUGUAGUGAAAAAUAUGCCUUUGUACAAUGUAUUUACCUGAACAGCAUCUGAUAAAUAAAUUGUCAAUUGUCAAAAUCA